AUGCCUUCAUAUACAAUGCUCAAUGUUAAGAUGCAACGAGAUUCAAAUGCUACACCUUGGGGUUUUCGAAUGCAAGGUGGAAAAGAUUUUGGUUGUUCAUUACAAAUUCAAAAAAUAAAUGCGAAUAGUUUAGCUGAACGUUGUGGAAUGGAAGCUAAUGAUUAUAUUGUUAAAAUAGGUCAAACAUCAACAGAACAUCUUAAACAUCCAGAUGCUCAAGAAUUAAUAAAAAAUCAAAAUAAUGUACUUGAAUUAACAUUACAACGAGGUGCACCGCCUGAUACUAAUGAUUAUAAUACGCGUGUUGAUUUCCCACCACAUCAAUUGAUGCAACCUACACAAAACAAUUUUUCAUCUCAACCACGAAUCCAAUCUCCUACACCUCAGGUUGCUAUGCCAAUAUCAAACAAUCGAGCUAUAUUAAGUCAAGCUCAUAAUACACCAAUUGGUCUUUAUUCAGCUGAAAAUGUAACUGAUACAAUCACGCGUACACUUAAAAGUGAUGUCGAAGGUCUUCAACAAAAAUACUUAAGUAUGGAUUUACAAAUAACUAAUAAGAGUGAUUCACGACAAGGACCUGCUUUUCGAGCACUUGUUCGAGGUCUUGAUGAAACAGGUGAUCCAAUUGAUCAAUCAUCUUCAAGAUCAAAUUUAAAUCAACCACCACCACCACAACAACAACAACAACAACAGAUUGAUACAACAACAAUUAAAGGUUUUCGAUAUACAUCUAAUCAUAUGAAUGUGUCACCUGAAUAUAAAAUUGAAGAACCAAAAAAUUAUAAUGAAUUUCAAGCAACAGCGACUCGAUCUAUGCCAAAACCAGCACCUGCAUCAGCACCUUAUGAUUACGGACAACAACAACCACGACCAGCUCCAUAUACAACACCUCUACCAACACCACAACCUCCACCUAUAAAACCAAAACCAAAUGGAGCUAAUGUUAAACCUUCAUUCAAUGUUAAUGUACAAGGAACACCACGUUCAGGAAAUCGUGUCUUUAUAAGAGGUAAUAAAGGUACAGCUGCUUUGAAUCAAAAUACAAAUGCUACUGCAACAGCUACAUGUCAUACAUGUGGUAUAAAUAUAAGAGGUCCAUAUAUUUCGGCUAUUGGUCAUUGUUAUUGUGUGAAUCAUUUUACAUGUUCAAAUUGUUCAGCUAAUUUAAUUGAAUGUGGUUUUGUUGAAGAGAAUGGAAAAUUAUAUUGUGAACAGGAUUUUGAACAAUUUCUUGCACCACAUUGUGCAAAAUGUUCACAAGCAAUCUUAAAGGAAUGUGUUCAUGCCCUUGAGAAAACUUGGCAUCCAGAAUGUUUUACAUGUACAGCAUGUAAAAAAUCGAUUGGUACUGGAUCAUUUCAUGUUGAAGAAGGUGAACCAUAUUGUAUUGAAGAUUAUCGUCGAAUGUUUCAAGCAAAAUGUACGAGUUGCGAUUUUCCUAUUGAACCUGGUGAUAAAUAUCUUGAAGCUAUGGGUGGCACAUAUCAUGUUGAAUGUUUCAAUUGUUCCAUGUGUCAAGUGAAUUUGAAUGGUCAACCAUUUGUUGUCAAAAACGAUCGACCCUAUUGUCGUUUACAUGGUCGUUAA
Molecule: messenger RNA, 1587 nt
Organism: Adineta steineri
Lineage: Eukaryota; Metazoa; Rotifera; Eurotatoria; Adinetida; Adinetidae
Source: the annotation of a GenBank genome assembly